AUGGAGGACGAUAAGAAGAAGAAGAAGAGGAACAAGAAGAAGAAGAACAAGCAGGGCGAGGCCACCGACGAUGUUCCUGUUGCCGGAAACGGACAAGCUUCCCAGGCCGCAGGAGAUGUUCAUACCGAUGAUGCCCCCGCCGUCGGCGGUGACCAAGUUUCAGAGGCCGGUGGCGGUGCUCGUUCCGAUGCUGAGCGAGAUGGAGACGGAGAUGUGAAUGGGAAGAGGCAUGAGAGCAAUGGCACGGAAUCUGCUGCAUUAGAAGAAACAAUCAAACAAUUGCAAAUCGAAAAGGACGUAUACAUACAGAAAGAGGCUGGUCUACAGAUGGAAAAUGAUCAAUUACAGAGCGAAAAAGUUUUGUGGCUUCAGAAAGAGGUUGGAUUAGAGGAGAGAAUUGGUCGGUUAGUAGAUGAAAACGGCACUUUGCAUUCGGAAAAGGCAAGCUUACAGGAAAAGAUUAAACAUUUAGACGGAGAUAGAGACACUUGGAUUCUAAAGGAGGAUUCGUUUAAAGAAACAAUAGCAACUCUGAAUGAUGAUAUUGCUAGAUUACGAGCACAGGUAUCAGAAUUGGAGCAAUCCAGGAAUAAUCUUGUACAAGAAAAUCAACAGCUGAUGGAAAACGUUUCUAGUUUGCAGUUGCAAAUUAAGAAUCUUGAGAGUGUCUCCUCUACUCCAUCAUCAGACGACCUUGCAAAGCAUGCUUCGAAACGUGAGGAGUUGAACUCUCAGGUUGAAGCAGCAUGUUCACUGGUUGAGAAAUUAGUUGCAGAAAAUGCAGAGCUUGUUGAGAAGGUGAAUGAGUUGUAUGGUGAACUUGACCGACGGAGCCCAACAGUUGAACUCACUUCAACAGCUUCAACAGAAGAAUCUAAUACAACAGUUGUUCCUCCUGAAACUGUCAGUGUCAUCGAUCCCAGAUCCAAUGAGGAUAUGUCAACAUCAGACCAGAAGCUUGAUUCUCCAAAAGAUGUUCCAAUCAAACAGGAGAUGCAUAGUAAUGGUAAUGUGGAUUCUGAACAUGCUGCUUUAGUUCCAGAGUUGCCAGUAUCUGAUGAAAUUAGUGAAAUUGUGCAAAUUCCGUUGGAUGAGAAUGAAGUCGGGAACCCAGAGGUGUCUCUCGAGGAUGACAAAAAUGCUGCUGUGCCACUUAUAGAAGCUCCCCUGAUCGGUGCUCCUUUCCGGUUAAUGUCAUAUGUUGCUAGAUAUGUUAGCGGUGCUGACUUGGUUAACAAGGGUUCUACUUGACUCUAGUUAUUAGCUUUCUACCUGUUCAUGAGCAGCGGCAUAACUUCCUGAUAUGUUUGUCGACGUUACUAUUCUUUUAGAGGUCGGGCCUUUGUUUUGGCCAUUUACAUUGUUAAAGUAUCAAAAAAUGUAACUUCUGUUGAAGAAAUACUUGUAAGCUGUGGGAUUUCAGGGCUUCGCUCCUCUUUUUAUGGAUCUUUACCCUGUUUGUCGCAGCAGGUCUGCACGUUUUUGGCAAUAGAAUUCUCAUUGCAGUUGCAGGAA
Molecule: messenger RNA, 1515 nt
Organism: Pyrus x bretschneideri (Chinese white pear)
Lineage: Eukaryota; Viridiplantae; Streptophyta; Magnoliopsida; Rosales; Rosaceae
Product: interactor of constitutive active ROPs 2, chloroplastic-like
Exons: 9
Coding region: 1-1251 (416 amino acids)
Source: RefSeq, a predicted model, not a curated record